Molecule: messenger RNA, 1501 nt
Organism: Cheilinus undulatus (humphead wrasse)
Lineage: Eukaryota; Metazoa; Chordata; Actinopteri; Labriformes; Labridae
Gene: psmc2
Product: proteasome 26S subunit, ATPase 2
Exons: 12
Coding region: 95-1396 (433 amino acids)
Biological process (GO): proteasome-mediated ubiquitin-dependent protein catabolic process
Cellular component (GO): proteasome regulatory particle, base subcomplex
Molecular function (GO): ATP binding; proteasome-activating activity; ATP hydrolysis activity
Source: RefSeq, a predicted model, not a curated record
UAACCGGAAGCUCAAAGCUGCUGUGUAAUGGUUCAGUUUGGUCGGUGAAGAAGCUCGGUAUUUUUGUGAUAAACGAUUUAAUAACAGAUUAAAUAUGCCGGAUUAUUUAGGAGAAGACCAAAGGAAGACUAAGGAAGAAGAGAAGGAUGAUUCACCCAUCAGAGCUUUGGAUGAAGGGGAUAUCGCUCUGCUGAAAACAUAUGGUCAAAGCACGUACUCUAGACAGAUCAAACAAGUCGAAGAUGACAUCCAGCAGCUGCUUAAAAAGAUCAAUGAGCUGACAGGCAUCAAGGAGUCAGACACAGGCCUGGCUCCUCCAGCUCUCUGGGAUCUGGCUGCCGACAAACAGACACUGCAGAGUGAACAGCCACUGCAGGUAGCAAGAUGCACAAAAAUAAUAAACGCAGACUCAGAGGACCCCAAAUACAUCAUCAACGUCAAACAGUUUGCAAAGUUUGUAGUGGACCUGAGCGAUCAGGUGGCUCCCACUGACAUAGAGGAGGGCAUGAGAGUCGGUGUUGACAGAAACAAGUACCAGAUCCACAUUCCUCUGCCUCCUAAGAUUGACCCCACUGUCACCAUGAUGCAGGUUGAAGAGAAGCCUGAUGUGACCUACAGUGAUGUUGGUGGAUGUAAGGAGCAGAUUGAGAAGCUGAGAGAGGUGGUGGAGACUCCACUGCUUCAUCCUGAGAGGUUUGUCAACCUGGGUAUCGAGCCUCCUAAAGGUGUGCUGCUGUUUGGGCCACCCGGCACAGGAAAGACCCUUUGUGCCCGAGCUGUGGCUAACAGAACGGACGCCUGCUUCAUCAGAGUCAUCGGCUCUGAACUGGUUCAGAAGUAUGUGGGAGAGGGAGCCAGGAUGGUGCGUGAGCUGUUUGAGAUGGCCAGGACUAAGAAGGCUUGUCUGAUCUUCUUUGAUGAAAUCGAUGCUAUUGGAGGUGCUCGAUUUGAUGACGGUGCUGGUGGAGACAAUGAAGUCCAGAGGACCAUGCUGGAGCUCAUCAACCAGCUGGACGGCUUUGACCCCCGAGGAAACAUCAAAGUCCUGAUGGCCACCAACAGACCCGACACCUUGGACCCAGCCCUGAUGAGACCCGGGCGUCUGGACAGAAAGAUCGAAUUCAGCCUGCCCGACCUGGAGGGUCGCACACACAUCUUCAAGAUUCACGCCCGCUCCAUGAGUGUGGAGAGAGACAUUCGCUUUGAGCUGCUGGCUCGGCUCUGCCCCAACAGCACCGGUGCUGAGAUCCGCAGCGUGUGCACAGAGGCCGGCAUGUUCGCCAUCAGAGCUCGCAGGAAGAUCGCCACCGAGAAGGAUUUCCUAGAGGCCGUCAACAAGGUCAUCAAGUCCUACGCUAAGUUCAGCGCCACCCCGAGAUACAUGACCUACAACUGAAGAGUGUGUGUGAGAGAGAAUCCUGUUUGGCUUUUUACUGUCAAACAAGUAAAAAAUACAGUCCUUUUCUGUCAUUGUUCACUUAAAAAUAAAGUUUAUUCCAGA